This is a messenger RNA of Tinamus guttatus (white-throated tinamou), 1614 nucleotides long. It is a transcript of the gene SPI1, whose product is annotated as Spi-1 proto-oncogene. Gene Ontology annotation, cellular component: nucleus. Lineage: Eukaryota; Metazoa; Chordata; Aves; Tinamiformes; Tinamidae. Gene Ontology annotation, molecular function: sequence-specific DNA binding; DNA-binding transcription factor activity, RNA polymerase II-specific. The record is from RefSeq and is a predicted model, not a curated record. Gene Ontology annotation, biological process: regulation of transcription by RNA polymerase II; cell differentiation.
CGGGCUAUCUCCCUUCUACAGACAUUUGAUAAAAUCAGGAACUUCAGAUACGACUCGGGAAGAAGUUCACCUCAGAGCCUAUUACGGCAAACUAUGAAAACUUGUUAGGGUCUUUCUCCAAUACUGAGAUCCAUUGCUGCAAAGGGACUUCACAGAGCCCAAGGGUCUCGCUUUUGUUGUGUCUUUUUUUGUUUGUUCGUUCGUUUGUUUCAUGUGAUUUUUAAAGACAGUUAUUCUGGAUGUUUGAAAACUGAAUUAAGAAAAAUUCACUCAGAAGUUGGCUGAAUGUUGCAAGCUUGCAAAAUGGAAGGAUUUCCCCUCAUUCCCCCUCCCUCUGAAGAUAUGGUACCCUAUGAGUCAGACCUGUACCGACAGCCCCAUGACUAUUACCAGUAUCUCAACAGUGAUGGAGAGAGUCAUGGUGAUCAUUACUGGGAAUAUCAUCCACACCACAUGCACAGUGAGUUUGAGACCUUUGGAGACAACCACUUCACAGAACUGCAGAGUGUACAGCCUCCCCAGCUGCAACAGCUCUACAGGCACAUGGAGAUUGAACAGAUGCAUGUCCUGGAUUCUGCAAUCCCAACCACACACAUUGGGCUCAACCAUCAGGUUUCCUAUUUGCCCCGGAUGUGCCUACCAUACACCUCUCCACUGCAGCCCAGUUCUGAUGAGGAGGACAUAGAAAGGCAGAGCCCCCCUCUGGAGGUAUCAGAUGGGGAGACUGAUGGUGUGGACCCUGCGCCUGGAAUUAUGCAUGGAGAAGCAGGCAGCAAGAAGAAGAUCCGUCUAUACCAGUUCCUUCUGGACCUUCUUCGCAGUGGAGACAUGAAGGACAGCAUCUGGUGGGUGGACAAGGAAAAGGGUACUUUCCAGUUCUCAUCUAAACACAAAGAAGCACUGGCGCAUCGCUGGGGCAUCCAGAAAGGCAAUCGCAAGAAAAUGACUUACCAGAAAAUGGCACGAGCUUUGAGAAACUAUGGCAAGACAGGGGAGGUCAAGAAGGUCAAGAAGAAGUUGACCUAUCAGUUUAGUGGUGAGGUGAUGGGAAGGGGGGUCAGUGAUAGGAAGCAUUAUCCUCACUGAGGCCAUGGGCCCCUGAGCAAGAAAAAUUUUAAGACCUCCUGGCUGGAUACCAGCAGAGGAGAUGGACGCAACUUUCUUUUUGCUUCUUGUGCCCUCCUCUCUAUUUUUAAGGUGCCUUUAUUACCAUCAGAUGUUUCUGGUACGAACCCCCUUCUUCAGCAUCUGAGAAUCCUAAAGAUGGCAGAAUUCUUUGCUUCCAUCCUAGAAGUUGGACAGAGUUGGGAAAUAUAAACCAUGUACAAAUAUAUUAUUGUCAGGAAAUAUUUUUGAUUGUUUUGUAACUAAAGAAUACAGCUGAUGAAGUUUUACCUUCAAAGGUGGUGCUGUGUCACUUACAGUGACACUGCAUGAGCUUACAGCUUUCAAACUAGCAUUAAUACAGGCUCUGCCGCAGCUCUCAAAGCUAGAGAGAAGUUUGCAGAUCUUGAAAUGAUACUUGUUCUUUAAAUAGUAAUAACAUGUACAUAUUUAAUAAAAUUUGAUAUAAUGAAGUCCUAGUGUUUGCAUAAUAAAUGAUUACUUCACAAA